CUGUACUCAAGAGGAAGGAAUCAAAUAAUUUCUGUACUCUUGACCUCAAUUUUAGGGUUUUGCUUGUACCAAAUGGCGACUCACAGUUUUUCAUUACUUUCAAUCCAGUCUUUAACUUCGAAUUCUAGCAACAGACAAAGUGAAAAUAAUACUUUAACCCAUAAGUAUUCUACUACUUCUUUUACUGGUGUAAAGCUUUUGAUUGGGCCACAGAAUUUGAACAUUUUUAGUCUCAAAAGUCGCCGUUCGACAGUGGCAACUGUUGCCUUUAGCCUCCCAACUGCGAAACCAGAGAGACCUCCUUCUGAGAAACAGCCCAAAUGGUCGGCAAGAGCAAUAAAGGCAUUUACAAUGGCUGAAUUAGAAGCAAGGAAGCUCAAAUACCCAAAUACUGGCACUGAAGCUCUCUUGAUGGGCAUCUUGGUCGAAGGAACCAGUUUGGCUGCCAAGUUUUUGAGAGCAAAUGGUGUAACCCUUCUCAAGGUGCGGGAUGAAACUGUGAAGUUGCUUGGAAAAUCCGACAUGUAUUUUUUCAGUCCAGAGCAUCCUCCCCUUACUGAACCAGCUCAAAGGGCUCUUGACUGGGCUGUCGAUGAGAAAUUGAAAUCAGGUGAAAGUGGGGAAAUAACAAUAGCAUAUCUGGUUCUUGGUAUUUGGUCAGAAAAGGAAUCAGCGGGACAUAGAAUAAUGGCUUCACUUGGUUUUGAUGACGAGAAGGCUAAAGAGUUAGCCAAAUCUAUGGACAAGGACAUUGAGAUGAGCUAUAAAUAAGUACUGCUGGAGGCACAAUCAAUAGAAUCAUCCUUUUAUCACAAUCUUCAGCUAAUUUCUGCUGCAGACGAGCUUAGUAACAAGCGUUCAUGGCCUUGUAGCAAUUUUACCCCAUGCACAAUGAUUUCUUCUCCUCUUUUUGGGUGGAAGAUGUUCUGUAAUCUAAACGGCUGGAAAAUUAACGCCAUCAAUUUUAGUGCUGUAGUAUUCCCCAAAAUGCAGUAGUCUUUUCGACCCAUUUUUUUUUUUGGCUUGGGGAAGUGUUUUCUUUUUAGGUGUAGAAUGUUUUCCGUUUAAAGUUUAAACCUGUAUGCAAUGAUGAUGCCAGACUAACAUGGGGAUUCGUGUG
This is a messenger RNA of Lycium ferocissimum, 1120 nucleotides long. Its product is annotated as ATP-dependent Clp protease ATP-binding subunit CLPT1, chloroplastic-like. Lineage: Eukaryota; Viridiplantae; Streptophyta; Magnoliopsida; Solanales; Solanaceae. Bases 73 to 771 code for a protein of 232 amino acids. The transcript is spliced from 6 exons. The record is from RefSeq and is a predicted model, not a curated record.